Molecule: messenger RNA, 513 nt
Organism: Daucus carota subsp. sativus
Lineage: Eukaryota; Viridiplantae; Streptophyta; Magnoliopsida; Apiales; Apiaceae
Exons: 1
Coding region: 1-513 (170 amino acids)
Source: RefSeq, a predicted model, not a curated record
AUGGGAACGGAAGUGUUGAGACCACAGGAUUGUUUGACUCACCGGAUCAGAGUCCCUCCGGCGGCUUUUCAUCGCCGGAAAACAACUUUUUCCGGAUAUACAAACCGUGUUCCUCCGGUAAAUAAGCCGUUUAUUAGGACAGAGAAGCCUGAUCGUCGCUGGCCGGAGCAGAGGAAGCGAUCGCCGGAGAAAUCGGCGAUCUCGAAACGGUCGGCGAGCUCCGGCGAUUUGAUGAACAAACAGGCACAAAUCAACAGCAAAAACAACGUGAUUGCAUCUGAAAAUGUGAGAAUAUUGCGGCGAGGUGAAUCGCUGAUGUCGAUCAGAGAGAAUGAGAAGAAAUGUGAGGCGGUUCGGGUCGGGUUAGCGGAUGUAUAUUCCGGAUCAACUGCGACAAUGUCGCCGUCUCCGAGGGCAUUGCCUGUACCGUCGUUUUUUAAAAAGGGAGCUGAUCGAAUGCUCGUCGAUGAUUUGGCCACGAAAGAUUUACGACGACUGCUCCGACUUGAUUGA